UCCGUGAAGGAGGACGAGAAGGAGGAAGAAGGUGAGCGAAGAGGAACAGCCAUCUUCGUGAGGUCGAACUCUACUGCGCAGGGAUGCCAAGACAUUGUUCAGCAGGUGGCUGCAAAUCCCGGGACAACCGUGACACUCGAAAUGCUGGAAUCACCUUUCACAGAUUACCAAAAGGAGCCACACGGAGGAACCUUUGGAUUACUAACUCUCACCGCGCCGACUCCUGGGACCCUCAGACCAAAUUUGUCUACUUUUGUUCCAAACACUUCACCCCAGAGAGCUUUGAGCUGACCAGCUGCAGUGGGGUCAGGAGAUUGAAGGAAGACGCAUUUCCGACCGUGUUUGAUUCCUCCGCGACAAAAAAACACCGACGUGCGGGAACGGCGCAGAAACAAGAGGCCAAGCCCGUCAGAGUCCGGAGACUCCGCUCGGGAAACCAGGAGCAUGAGUCAGACCAGGGUCCGUCUUCAGAAGAGCCCACAGUUCAAAGGUCAGUGACACCAUCUCAGACGGAGACUCAUGAAGACCUGCCCACAUCUCCCCGAGAGCCAUCAGGUGCGGAAGAGCAUGCUCCCUCUCCACCACCAGAGUCUCGUCCCCUUUCUCCAACGCGGUUCAUGCGGCGCCUGCCUCCUCCCCCAGGCUUCUACCUGUCAAAGGAGCAUAGCUACGCACAGCUCUGCCCCCUGCUGUGGAGGAGGCGUUAUGACCAGGCCAUCGACUGUCUGGAGAAGGCCUUGCGUCAGCUGCAUGCAGCCAGGCGGAGAGAGAGCCGCCUGCGGAACACGGUGCUGAGGCUCCGGGACAAACAACUGAAACACACUCUGCUUGUGUCCCAAGAUGGCUGUAAAAACAGCCACAGGGGCAGCUGGACGCUGGGGGGUGAGAGGAGACGGGGGAAAGGAGGUCCUAACCAGGAGGAGAGUGAGAAUGAGUCUAAAACUGAGGACGUAGGCGUGUUUGAGGACAGGUGUGUGGAUCGCAUGGCGUUGGGGAGUCGCUUUCUUCCAGACACUAACAGGUGGACUGAUAAGGAGAAGAGCCACUGCCUCUGCUGUGGAAGAGGGCAAGUUCAAGCACACGGACCCUUACCAGAGCAUAAUGUCUCAGAGAUAAUUCAAAGAACAGCUGAAGACACUGUAACGUUCAGGCAGGAGAGGCCUCUGGAAGAGAAAGACACCAGUGACUCUGUCCUGGUAGUCCCUGCUGCAGUGUGUUUACCUGCCACUCCCCAGAAGAGUGUUCAGUGUUUAGGCUCUCAGCAGAAGCUUCUCCUCUCAGAUGUGUGUGAAGAAGAGUGUGACGCUGAGGGUCAGGAGUAUCACCCACAUCUGCAGCAGCAGCAGCAACAGCAGCUGCUCUGGAUACAGGACAUUGCUGAAGGACGCGUCCUUCUGGUUCCUGUUCCUGCCGAGGAUGGACUGCAGAGCUUUCUCACCAACGAAGCACAGACCAUAAUGGUGUCAGAGGUGGAUCAUAAAUGUGACACGAGUGGUGGAGGUGUGCUCAGGACUGAAGCGGCCUAUGAAGAGGAGCAGCACUGUGUCAUCAGCAAUGCAGCAGUGGAGACGAGGAGAGAAGACAUGAGAGAGAAACUUAAAGAACAUCUGGAGGGAUUUCACCUUCAGCUGAGCAGUGAGUUCAUAAACUGACAAUGGACACAGCACUCACUCACUAAAGAUUCACUAGAGUCAAUCAGUGUAUGAUCAUACAUUUCUCUUUAUUGGAAACAUGUAUGCAGAUUAAAAAUAACUUAUUUUACAGAAAAAUAUCUUUUAAAGUAUCUAAAGUGAGUGACCUACUAGUUAAUGUUAUUUUUAAAACAAUCAGUGAAAAAAGUCUAUUAUAUCAGGUUUAUUCAAGACAUGAUCAGUGGAAACAAUGUUUCAGGGAAAACAAAGUUUUACUUUCUUUAAACUUAAGAAUCAAGUAAAAACAGAAACUGCAAUUACUAAAAUGACAAUGUGUUCACAUCUGGGCCUUUGAACGACGCUACAGAAAUGUACUCUUGACUCCUUAAUAGACUGGGACUCAAGUUCAAAGACGAUUUAUAAACGAGAGCCAUGUGAGGCGUUCAUUUCAAAAAUCCCUUCAAUGCAAGUUAGAUAUUGCAUGUUCUGCUGAGAAACUAAGUGCAGCAUUCCAGGGAGCGGCUGCACGGAAUAUACCCCUGAAAAUUCCCCCUACAUGUGACGGAUGCUCAUUAGUGAAUGAUGCCCUCUCCCUUUGAUACCUGCUCAGCAUCUUCAGUCUUUCAUCAAAACAAUUGUCCUAAAUAUACAUGGCUCAUUGAAAGUGCUUGAAUUUCAUUUUAAAUUUUAUAUUUAGGUAAAUAGUAGGUGGCGUCAGUAAACGACGCCACCUACUGUUUCAAGCCCUGCGUUGCUUGAUGUACGUAGACAAGGCCUAUGCAGGACAAACGUUGAAUCAUAAUUACUAGCAGUGUCUCUCUCCGCUGUUAACAUGAGAUUCCAUGCAGAAACAAUGAGCGAGUAACAAGAGAGAGCAAAUGACAA
This is a messenger RNA of Solea senegalensis (Senegalese sole), 2516 nucleotides long. RefSeq names its product THAP domain containing 7 (gene thap7). Bases 84 to 1652 code for a protein of 522 amino acids. NCBI's taxonomy places the organism in Eukaryota, Metazoa, Chordata, Actinopteri, Pleuronectiformes, Soleidae. The record is from RefSeq and is a predicted model, not a curated record. Gene Ontology annotation, cellular component: nucleus. The transcript is spliced from 5 exons. Gene Ontology annotation, biological process: regulation of DNA-templated transcription.